AAUUCCUUGUAUCGGAAGUAAAUGCGCGGCCAUUUUGGAAAUAAAUCUUACGUAUCAACCAGAUUUGAAAAGAAGAGACUCAACCGAAAAAUAUGGAGGUGCGACACAGAGGAUCUCCUGAUCAUGAUGCAAUGGCUCCAGAUUCCACAGAACAAGACAGUGAUUUGAACGAGAUGCAGGGCGCUUGUUCUUUACCGAUCGUUAUUGCAACGGAAGACCAUGCGUUUGAACUGGACGAGAAAGCAUUAUCCAAAAUCCUUCUAGAUGAUAGCAUCAGAGACAAGAAAGUAGCUGUUGUUUCUGUGGCUGGUGCUUUUAGGAAGGGGAAAUCAUUCUUAUUGGAUUUUUUCUUGAGAUAUUUGGACCGAAAGGACUCAUGUGAUGAUUGGCUCGGUGGAGAGACGGAGGCCCUGGAGGGCUUCAGCUGGAGAGGAGGAUCAGAAAGGGACACCACAGGGAUCCUGAUGUGGAAUAAACCUUACAUUUGCAAGCGCCCAGAUGGGGAAGAGGUGGUGGUAUUGCUGAUGGACACACAGGGAGCAUUUGACAGCUCAUCCACCGUGAAAGACUGUGCCACCAUCUUUGCACUUAGUACGAUGACCAGCUCAACACAGGUGUACAAUGUCAGUCAAAAUAUUCAGGAGGAUGACUUGCAACAUCUUCAGCUCUUCACAGAAUAUGGUAAACUGGCCAUGGAAAACAAUGAAAUCAAGCCAUUCCAGCGUUUGCUGUUUCUGGUCCGUGACUGGAGCUUUCCAUAUGAGGCAAAUUACGGCGAGGCAGGUGGUAGCCAGAUACUUGAGCGCAGGCUCAAGACGACAGAGCGACAGCACUCUGAGCUGUUACAGGUGCGCAAGCACAUCAAGGAGUGUUUUGAGAAGAUUGGCUGUUUCCUCAUGCCCCACCCUGGACUAAGGGUCGCUACCAACCCCACCUUUGAUGGCCGACUUGUAGAUAUUGACGAUGAGUUCAAGGAAAAUCUGCGAAAGCUGAUCCCAUCACUGCUAGCUCCAGAGAACUUGGAAUUGAAGGGAAUCAAUGGGGAGGAAGUGACCUGUAGAGGACUUUUAGAAUACUUUAAGGCUUAUAUGAAAAUAUUCCAGGGAGACGAGUUACCUCAGCCCAAGUCCAUGCUUUUGGCAACAGCAGAAGCGAACAACCUGGCGGCCUUGGCUACUGCUAAAGAUACCUACAGCAAAGCCAUGGAGUCUGUUGUUGGCGGAGACAUGCCAUACCUCUCACCUAAUGAACUGGAGCGCAAGCACCUCGAGACCCGCGACUCCGCCCUGUCGCACUUCCACGGCACCCGCAAGAUGGGCGGCAAGGAGUUCAGCGAGAAAUACGUGGAGCAGCUACUCAAGGAGAUCGACGAGACUUUCGAGAACUUCGUCAAGCUUAAUGACAGCAAGAACAUCUUCAACGCCGCGAGGACGCCUGCCGUGUUCUUCACCAUCGUGGUGCUAUCGUACAUCUUGUCCAGCGUGUUCAACUCGAUCGGCAUUCUCUCGUUCACGCGCAUGUGUAAUCUCACCAUCUGGAUGGGCUUGCUAGGGAUUCUGGUCUGGUCGUAUAUCAGGUUCAGCGGCGAGUUCAGGGAGUUUGGCGCAAAGCUGGAUCACCUGGCCGAGUUGAUCUGGGACGAGCUAUUCAUUCCUAUGUAUAAUGCCGCUCUGCGAAAAGGAACAAGUGCAGUAGUGGCGUCGACGGCACGGCUCCAAAAGAAAAAGAACAAAUGAUCAGCUCUCCACCUAUAGAUUGUAAAUAAGAAUGUCAAUAACACUGCAGUUAUAUGAACUCGGUAUUUAUGAAUUCGGUGCCCGUCUCGCACUUGUACAAGGCCCAAUACGCCACGAGUGAUGCCUACUGAAACAAUGCCGAUACUUGAACGAAAAGAUUGCCAAGAGGCCCUCCCAAGGCAUCCCGAGCUGAUGUCACGCAAUGCCAAUAACGCGUCGCUUGGCAUCACCCGCCAAUGAAUCAAUGCCAAAUGACUUUAGAAUAGAUGGGGAGGGGGGGGGGAAGUUUCUGAUAAUUUUUGUUUUGGUGGAGGACCGCCCCAUUCUAGUCUGCGUCCAAGAGGCUGAGAAAAGGAACCCGCACGCAGCUGGGGCCGGUUCCUAGAAAGCAGGUUAGCUCAAACCCAGGGAUAAAUAUCUCGAAAUGUUAUUGGGUUAAAAGGGCAUUCAUCCCUGGGUUAGCGAUAACCUGCUUUCUAAGAACCGGGCCCGUUGAAGGAAAAAUCUGUUUUGUUCCCCCUUCACCACAUCUUGGGCGGCUAAAUCGCUCAUCGCCUUUUGCGCUCGUUAAAAAGGCUACCAGCAUUCAUCCUAAGCAUCAAUCCUUGAUUAUUAUUUUUUCUUUAAUUGGAUGCCCUGCCCAAAAGAAAGCGUUUGAUUGGUAAAGACCACAUUAAUAUAAAAGAAGGAAGUACAAAAAUUUAAAAAAGAAAAAGCCAAAUAUAACAAAAUUGACGAAAAUAAGUUGCCGACCCAACCCAGUUGAAGAUUCCAGGAUGCCUGUGUAUUGACGUUAUUAUGUUUUUGUGAAGAAAUUUGAUCGCACCAGCAAGGAUUGUUAUUUUGCUUGUUACCAGCACCAGGCAAUUUUCCUUACCCUGAGUACUUAUUAUAAGCCUCGUUUGCUACGAGCUUGUGGCCGAAAUUGCGAAUACUCCCUCUUGUAGAUUAUAUUAUUUAUGAAAAUAAAAUAAUUAGUUUUGAUCAA
This is a messenger RNA of Nematostella vectensis (starlet sea anemone), 2724 nucleotides long. RefSeq names its product atlastin-2. Gene Ontology annotation, molecular function: GTPase activity; GTP binding. Lineage: Eukaryota; Metazoa; Cnidaria; Anthozoa; Actiniaria; Edwardsiidae. Gene Ontology annotation, biological process: protein homooligomerization; endoplasmic reticulum organization. The transcript has 12 exons. The record is from RefSeq and is a predicted model, not a curated record. Bases 93 to 1736 code for a protein of 547 amino acids.